AUGCUGGGUUCUACCGUGGCUGCUUAUCAAAACCAUCAUUGUCCUGCCCGGUCCAGCACCACCCAAGCUCAACAAAUCGGAAACUUGAAAUCCCUUAAAGUUUUGUCACUAGGAGGCAACCAAUUGAAUGGUUCCAUUCCUGCUUCACUUGGUAAUCUAACCAGUUUAGGAACUUUAGGCCUCAGUGGGAACAAUCUUUCUGGUCCUAUUCCCCAAGAAUUGGGAAACCUGACAUUGGUUAUACUAGAAAUGAGCGAAAAUCAGCUCUUUGGCCACAUUCCAGAAAACAUUUGCCAAGGUGGAAAACUGUGGCAUUUCGCAGUUCUCAACAACCAACUCAAUGGUUCAAUCCCCAAAAGCUUUAGAAACUGCUCAAGCUUAUUCAGAGUCCGCCUCAAUGGAAAUCAACUCACAGGAAAUAUGUCUGAAGAUUUUGGUGUCUAUCCAGAUUUGGACUUCAUUGAUCUAAGUAACAAUGACUUUUAUGGCGAACUCACUAAUAACUGGGGUAGGUGUAAACAAUUGAAAACCUUGAAGAUCACAGGAAACAACAUCACAGGUAGCAUACCACCGGAGUUGGCAAAUUCAACUCAAUUACAUGUGCUUCGUCUUUCUUCAAAUCAUUUAGCUGGAGGAAUUCCGAAGGAAUUUGGAAAGUUGACUUCUCUGUUGGAGUUGUAUUUGAAUGACAACCAGCUUUCUGGUGGCAUACCUCCAGAACUAGGAUCUCUAAAUAAUCUGUUGUCAUUGGACCUAUCCAAAAAUAGAUUGAGGGGGCCGGUGCCAGGAUCUCUAGUGGGUUCCUUGCAACUGCAUUACUUGAACUUGAGCGACAAGAAGUUUUCCCAGGAAAUUCAAGAUCAGAUGGGUAAGUUAGUUCAUUUAUCUGUGCUCGAUUUGAGUUAUAAUUCGUUUACAGGGAGUUUGGAAGUAUUGAAUCUCUCCCACAAUAAACUCUCUGGGAUUAUUCCAACGGAUUUUGAAGACAUGCAUGGCCUGUUGCAUAUAGACAUAUCCUACAAUGAGUUGCAAGGUCCCAUCCCCAGCAGUAUAGCCUUUUUGAAUGCUUCCAUAGAUGCAGUGCAAGGAAAUAAAGGUUUGUGUGGAAACAUUACAGGAUUGCAACCCUGCAAAAACCCUCCCUGGGUCCACAAAGAUAUUCAAAAGAGAGGCCACAAACUCGUUCUUAUAAUCGUACUCCCUCUUCUUGGAGCACUUAUAUCUUUAUGUGCAUUCGUUGGACUUCUCAUUACUGUUGAAAAAAGAAAGAGAAGUUCACAAGUCGAAGAGUGA
Ilex paraguariensis (yerba mate) is the source of this 1293-nucleotide messenger RNA. NCBI's taxonomy places the organism in Eukaryota, Viridiplantae, Streptophyta, Magnoliopsida, Aquifoliales, Aquifoliaceae. The record is from the annotation of a GenBank genome assembly.